Paramecium octaurelia is the source of this 1647-nucleotide messenger RNA. NCBI's taxonomy places the organism in Eukaryota, Ciliophora, Oligohymenophorea, Peniculida, Parameciidae. The record is from the annotation of a GenBank genome assembly.
AUGAGAAAGAAAUUCACUUUACAGUUUUCGCAUCCUACUAUUGAACAGGCUUAUUAAAAAGAUAGGUUAUUGAAAUAUUUGUGGGUGAAGAAAAUACUGGCAAUAUUAAUCCUGUUGUUUUCGAUAGUAGGGUUGAUUAGUUCCUUUUUUUAUGAAAAAUAAGAGAUUAUGUAUUGGGAGGUCGGUUUCACAAGUUACAGCAUAAUUUUGGUAAUUAUCUCUUUCAAGGGAUCUCCAGAAAAAGUGAAGGCUAUUUUUCAAUUCACAAACAUAUUCUUGUGUAUUCUGUAGAUACGAGCUAAUUAUUACUCAACUCCUCAGUGCAUUUACUUGAGUGGAUAAAAUAUUAUGAUUUUCAAUAUGAUAAUGUUCUAUUUUUCAAGUAUCUAGGAAGCACCUAUUUAAUUAAUUUUCUUUAUCGUUUCAAGAUGUGUGAUAACUGGAUUAGUAAAUGAGAUGUUUAUGGGACAAGAUAUGAUAUCAAUAAUAUUGACAACUCUUAGUAUACUAAUUUUUAUAUAUCAUAAUGAUUAAAUUCAAAGAGAGCAUUUCUUAUUGCAAUUCUCGGAUAAACAAUGGGGUAUUAAUAUUAUUUAAUUACAGAACAAACUUUGCCAAUAAUUAUUUAAAGUCCGUUUGUCAUGUUUACAUUUGAUGAAGAAAGAUUGAACUUUAAUUUAAAAAUUGCCAAUGAUAUGUCUGGAAUAUGUUGGGAUAAUGAAAAGGCACCUUCUGAAAAUUUGCGAUACUUUCUGAGAUCCUUCAAAAUGGGAAACGACAAUUUGGAAUAAUAUCUCGUAACACGAAGUAGGACUUGUAGCGAUUACAAAAAGAUUUAUCAAUUCCAAUUAAGAAUUCAAAGAAAUGAAUAAAUCUAUGGAACAAAGAAAUUCGUUAUUAGAUUUUCAGAUUUCUAUUUGAGAGAACAAGUGUUCUUGAUCGUCUUUGAUCAACAUGAGCAACAGAUAAGAGUUUUGGAGAGAGUCAAGACCGCUUUAAUCUAGGGUAUCAAUCAACACUAAAAUUUAACAAUCAAUUUCUUGUAGAAACAAUAGUAAUUACUCUAAAAUUUGAUUGUAUCAAGCAAUUCAAUCAGCACAAUUUAUAAAAUGAAGAUUCAUUGCAUGUAUUUCAUAGGAAAAUAUACUCAAUGUAAUAGCUUUUAGGAAAUCGAACAAUAAAUAAUAUAAAUUAAUCUUACUGAUAUGAUCAAAGGAUUGAUACAUAUCUAUUGUAUGGCGUAUAAAACCAUAUAAAUUGAGUUUUCAAGUAGCACUUUUGAAGAUGUAUACGUUUUUAGUAAUGAACAACUAUUGAAUAUAUUUUUAGUCAUCAUAUUCUAGACACUUGUUCGGAUAUGUUAAAAUGGUAAAACGGUGUUCAUCCACAUUAAUGAAGCAAAUAAAUCAUAAGAUUUUGAAUUGGUUAAGAUCAGUGUGUUGUUUAAUAAGUCAGAGGAACUCAAACAAAAAUUAGUUUAUAACUAAUUAUUCUACAAAUUACAAGUAAGAUUAAGUCCGAAAGUGGAUAUUGUAUCUCAUGAUAAUUGUAAUCAUCUAUUAAUAUUGACUAGCCUGUCAAUUUGAAAUUUAUAAGGAUUUAAAUUUGUUGAAUGCAAUCCGAAUGUUGGAGGAGGAUAUUUCAUGA